Triticum dicoccoides is the source of this 468-nucleotide messenger RNA. RefSeq names its product acetylornithine aminotransferase, mitochondrial-like. The coding region runs from base 1 to 468 and encodes 155 amino acids. Gene Ontology annotation, cellular component: chloroplast stroma. The transcript has a single exon. The record is from RefSeq and is a predicted model, not a curated record. Gene Ontology annotation, molecular function: identical protein binding; pyridoxal phosphate binding; transaminase activity. Lineage: Eukaryota; Viridiplantae; Streptophyta; Magnoliopsida; Poales; Poaceae.
AUGAGCUUGGCGAAGCCACUGGCCAAUGGUCUUCUCAUUGGCGUGGCCUUGGUCACGGAAAAGGUUGCUGCAGCCAUAAACUACGGUGACCAUGGAACCGCAUUCGGCGGAGGCCCUUUUGUGUGCCAUGCUACAUUGGCCACAUUGGACAAGAUCCAGAAACCUGGGUAUCUAGCAGAGGUGACUAGGAAAGGAGAAUACUUCAAGCAGCUGCUCAAAACUAAGCUGAGUGGACACCCUCACGUCAGAGAGAUCCGGGGGGCUGGUCUCAUUGUUGGCAUCGAGCUUGAUGUACCGGCUGCUCCUUUAGUCGAUGCCUGCUUGGAUGGGGGUGUCUUUGUGCCGACGACCAGGAAAGGCAAUGUGGUGAGGCUUGUGCCUACGCUCAUCGUGUCGGAGAAGGAGCUGGAGCAAGCUGCAGAGGUGAUAAGGGAAUGUCUACCUGCUCAUGAAGCAUCUACCUCUUAG